AUCAGAAUGGUUCGCAAAAGGAAGACGUGGUCACUAAGCUCUGAUUCACACAUGUGAGAGAAAAGAAUUAUAGCAUGGUUUUAUUAGACAACGAUGGGGUAAGAUUUGCUCUUUUGAUAGUUUUGAAUGGUUAUGUCUGUCUUAAAUCUAUUAGGUAUAUCUUAAGAAUAUUUUUUCCUUUUUUAGUUCCUCACCCAGCUCACAUUACUUCUCCAAAAGACGAGAUCGUCGGGUGCAGUGAAUAUCACAAUGAAAAGAUGUAAGUUAGGGUUUCUGUUGGUUUUGUGCGGUAAUCAAGGUUUCCUUUUGGUGUAAAGAAGUUCCACUGCGUAUGAUGAUACUUAGUUUUGAAAAAGAUGCUGUAAAUGUAACUUAAUGAGUUAAGCCAAGCGUAGACUACCUAUCAAGUACUUAAAAGCUGUUUUCGUCUCCAUCCUGUAACGGAAUACUGUAUAAUAGCUACGUAAAACAUAUAUCAUUGGGAGAUAAACUGGCUUUGUAUUAUUUCCUUCACUAACUUUAAAGUUAGAACCACCUUUUACAACAGAAUAAACACUACCAUCAAAGAACUGCAUAAAGUUCAAAUGGCCUUGUACAGCACAAUGAAAAUGAUCGCAUGAAAUGACUUCACUUUAAUAGUAACACACAAAGGUAUGCCUACCCUGUACAGCGUAGUAAACAGUACCACACAAAGGUAUAGCACAGUAGCUUUUAUCUGAAAGGGCACAUUCAGCAUGUUAAAAAAAAACACAUCAAAGUACUGCUCAGUAGCUUCAAUCUGUAAUUUAAUGUUUUUAAGUCAAAAUAACUUCUCAAAAUAACUCCUUUUGAAGUUGACACAUUUAUUUAUUUAUUUACAUGUGUGCAUUUUGAAAAGACUUUGGACAAACUAAACCAAAACCGAAACCACGUGGAGGCAAAAAGCUUCAAAAGUUGACAGCAGUUGAACAAGAAGGAGAGAGUAGAUGUUUAUUUAGAGCAACAAAUGGAAAAAGGAAGCUCAGUACAGUAGUAAGCAGAGAAUCUUUAUUAAUUCUUUCACUCUCUAUACCAUGUGAAUGAGAUAGAGGCAGACAUUUUCCUGUUCAGCUCAUUAUAACAUAGUCAAUAUACAUCUUACUCUUCAUGUUUCUCUGUGAGUCUGUUGUUUUCUUACUAAACUCAUCCAGCUAGCAUCUUGCAGUGCUAUACAUUUUGUUUAGCCAUGCUCUCACCAUCAAGCAUGCCCAUCAGAUGUUUAUUUCUUUAACUUUUUCUUCAUAAAAGUGGGUGGGAGCCAUACAGAGCAUUCUACAAACUCUCCCUGGUAGAUACACCAGCCUAGUGGUUGGUUUAAAGCCAGGAAUUAUGAUAAAAAUUGUCUGGAUUAUUUUGUUGUGUACUUGGGUAUGAUAACACUGUUGGUAAAGUCCGUGCUCAAGCCAAGUGUCCCAACCAACAAGAGCUUAUCUGAGUUUCCUUAGCAUGAAGCAACUUGGAGUAUUACUACUCCCUCUUGGAUGGGUACCAGUCUAUUAUGGGCAUUUUGUCAGCUUUCCACAACAGGUCACUUGUGUCUAUUGAAAAUCCUGGGCAGAGAGAGUGAAGAGGGUGAAAGUAACUCCCAUGAGUGACUGAGACAGAAUUUCUCCUUACAAUAUCAAUACAAUAUCAACCAGAUAAGUGAUGAGAAUAAAGAACAAUAUCAAUUUGGGGAUCAUUAGUUGAUCCAAUAAAUUCUCUGAACUAACAUUAUAAGAAUUGUAUAGUUAACAGAAAGAGAAUUAUAAAUUUGAUCUGGAAGUUAAAGGGUUAAUCCUUUCAUACCCAAGAUCUCAUCAGUAAUUCUCCUUUCUGACUGCUAUACUGUAUCAUGAUUUUUGUUCAGAGAAUUUGUUACUGGAUCAACUGAUAAUCAUCUAAUUGAUAUUUUUCUUCAUUCUCAUUACUUGUCUGCUUGAACUGUAUGGAUAUUAUAGGGAGAAAUUCUGUCUUGAUCACUCAUGGGAGUUAAAGGGUUAUUAAUAUAUAUGCCACCUUAGACCAUGUCUAACUAAUGCAUUGUGUUGUAACUUCACAGGUAAAUUCAAAAGAUGUAAAUAGGUUUCAAAUGGUGAGUUGGAUAAAAUUUCAAACCAUAUGAUGUUCUUUUGUUCACAUGGAUCAUAGUAAAACCACUUCUGACAUAGCUAAUCAUUUGUGUUUCAUAUCACAUCAUAAUGUAAUUUUUUUUCCUUUGAAGGCAUAUGCGAAUGUGUUGAAAGCUAAUAUGGACAAUCUAAAGAAAAGAGACAAGAGGACAGAAAAAAGCAAAGCUAAAAAAUCCAAGGCAACUCAGUAACUAGCUAAUGUUCUAAUUAAUAUUAUUAUUAUUUCCAAUAGUUAAAACACUACACUAGUGGUUGAACCCUCAUGCUUUGAUUAACAAUUCCUCAGAGAAACUGCUGUACUAUACAUUGCUAUUUCGAUAACCGAAAUCUGAGGAAUUCCAUUUUAAUUUUUGUUAUUUGAGUUAAGUUGUUAUUUUAAGUUUGAAAUGUGGGUCAACUCUGCGUCUUCGAUGUUUCUUACAAGAUGAAUCCUUUAUCUAUAAGACUAAAUUACUUUGUAAGAAAGCUUCUGAUCUCAGUAUUCCAUGUAGUUGAGGAAUUGUACACAGAAUCCUUACACAUAGUAUAUUUUGUCCCUCAGGAAAUCUGAGGAAAUAAAUGAGGAAAUCACAAUUAAUUUAAUGAAUUUGGAGAAUGAGCAACUGUUUUUUUUGUCGUAUUGACUGGAGUGACAGUGAUAUCAACAACUUUUUCAUAAACAGCUGUCAAUGGUUUUAUAAGCAGCUGUGCCGUUAAGUGAUACCCAAACACAAGGGCUUGCUUGCUAGACUGAUGGCAGUAAGAGGUCUUGCAGGCAGCAGAAGACUGCCAGGAACUGGCUUUAAUUGAUACCUCUGAGUGACCCUAGGAAAAACUUUUUUACUAAAAUUCAUCAUUACCAGAAUUUUUUCAUGAUGAUUUAGAAGCUGGAAUAAUUUUUGGAAUGGUUCUUCUCGGAAGGAGUUGGAUCAAGGAGCAUAGCAGGAAACCAUUGUGGACAGAGUCGCAAAUCCCCUUUUAGAUCUGAUAUUUACCCUUCCUGUCACACUUUUCACCCUAUUCUGUCAUCCUGCUCUUUCAAAUUCAAGAUAUUGACAGCAAAUUCAUGUAACGAGUGCCUGGUCAAUCCCACAGUUCAGAUGUGUGUAUACUGUUGGUUUGUUUCUACUGUCUUGUUGGGUUGCCCUGACACAGCUGUAGCUGUAUGUACAGCUAAAAUUAAGAGACUUGCUGUACUACUUUUGACCAAUGUAACACUGAUCACAAAAAUCAAACAGCUUUGCACUGACAGAUAAACUCAGAACUUUAUUCUCAUAUUUAUAUCCUGCU
Messenger RNA from Pocillopora meandrina, 3398 nucleotides. NCBI's taxonomy places the organism in Eukaryota, Metazoa, Cnidaria, Anthozoa, Scleractinia, Pocilloporidae. The record is from the annotation of a GenBank genome assembly.